GAGCAGUCCGGUGUCCAUCGACAGCUCUUCUCCUCCUGAUAACCCUCAGCCGUUACGUUCUACAGGUAGCCCCAUCUCCUACAUCAGCAACCUUCAGAUCAAUCUUGCCUCUCCUAGCUCAGAACCUUCUUCAAUGGUCCCACCAGAUGAUGAAAGACAGUUCUACACCUUUGUGGUACUGCAUGCCGCAGAAGAUGAGCUGGUGGCUUGCCGGGUGAAGGAACGCUUGGAGGCCCUGGGUGUCUCCAACGGGGCCACCUUCAGCGAAGAUUUCCUCGUUCCCGGCUGUGGCCAACUCAGCUGUUUCCAGAAUGCCUUGGACAACUCGGCCUUCACGCUUGUGCUCCUGACCAAGAACUUCACGGGCCGCCUCUGUGACUAUCAACGCGACACGGCCUUGAUGGACUCCCUCACCCGCUGCUGCAAGAGGAACUCGGUCAUUCCGUUGGUGCCCAAAGAACAUGCUCUAAAAUCCGGGGUAAUGCCCCUCCUGCUCGCGUCGUUGGUGCCCUUGGUUGAAAAAUCUCCUGUGUUUGACAAAAGGGUGAAGAAGACCUUCACUUCCAGGGUGAUCCAGGAGAAAAAAGCUACCUGGGACUUCAUGAGACAGAUCCAGGAAAGAGAGGAGGAGAGAGAACGAGAGCGAGAAAACUUGAGGCUACAACAACGUCUCGCUGUCCUCAACCUUCAACCAUCACCAGCUCUACCACCGGUGGUGGACAUUUCAAGACCACCAACAUCCUUUAUGGAACCAGGGCCCGAUCAGGCUUCCUUCUCCCAACCAUUCAUGUUCUCGGUGGGUUCUCCAAACGCAAUGCCGGGUCCCCAACUCAUCAUUCAGAAUGCCCAAAUGAUUCAGAUUGGCGAUUAUAACCGCAUGCAGGUGGAAAGAAGCGACGCAGCGGUGGGCACGGCCAAUGAGACCACUAAGGGGCCACCCGUGGAGGAAGGAGAGGACAACCCUGGAGAACAAAAAUGA
Molecule: messenger RNA, 979 nt
Organism: Protobothrops mucrosquamatus (brown spotted pit viper)
Lineage: Eukaryota; Metazoa; Chordata; Lepidosauria; Squamata; Viperidae
Product: TIR domain-containing adapter molecule 1-like
Exons: 2
Biological process (GO): positive regulation of canonical NF-kappaB signal transduction; lipopolysaccharide-mediated signaling pathway; positive regulation of cytokine production involved in inflammatory response
Molecular function (GO): protein kinase binding
Source: RefSeq, a predicted model, not a curated record